AUGCGAACGGACUGGUCAUCGACGGCGCUCCGUGUAACAUUGUUCGUGACUUUGAUUCUUGACAAUGCGUGCACGUCGAAAAGACAAAAGCGUCAGCUGUUCCGUGAGAAUGUGUUGCCAUACUUCGGUGGUAAAAUACCAGAUUCUGCUUUUCAUGCGGACCGCUUGGCACUAAAUAUGCUGAACAAAGAAGGAAUAUCUGUACCCGAUGGUGUUCUGUUCGAAUCCAGACCCAAAGAGUCGUUCCACCAAAGUCAACGGAACGAUCCAGAACUACUCAACUCGGUAGUCAAAAUGAUCCAUACGCCGGACGGCAGGUUUAUACCUUCAGAAGGCCGGUACGACGCUGAAAACGAAGUAGAGUCCACGUACAGAAUAUUAAUACCCUCAAAUAUACAGAAUUAUCAUCUACCAAGGUUUAGGCCGGUACCAGAAUCGCUACAGCUGUCUGUUCAGCAUGUAUUUGAGAGCGACCGGUUGUCAAUAGCACCCAUUAUGGGAAAUAUAGGUGUACCAUUAUACCCUAUAUUACAGAAUUGGAAUUUACGUGAUGCCCACCGGCCCUACGUUGACCAAUUCAAUCACAAUGUCAAUCAAAUUAUAAAUGUCCAAUCGAACGUUAAAAACGUACAUUUGACGAGUUUUGUGUGUGAUAGAUCAGGAAAAAUGUAUCCAGAUCCAGAAACUCAAUGUCAGGUUUUUCACUUAUGCCAUUACAAUGGAUUCAGAGAGACAUUCGUUUGUCCACAAGGAACCCGAUAUAAUCCAACAUUACAGGAAUGUAGACUUUGGUACUUGACUCCCUGUCUGGAUAUGCGCAGGCCUUAUUAA
Molecule: messenger RNA, 831 nt
Organism: Macrosiphum euphorbiae (potato aphid)
Lineage: Eukaryota; Metazoa; Arthropoda; Insecta; Hemiptera; Aphididae
Source: the annotation of a GenBank genome assembly